Hibiscus syriacus is the source of this 2385-nucleotide messenger RNA. RefSeq names its product U-box domain-containing protein 5-like. The transcript has 6 exons. Gene Ontology annotation, biological process: protein ubiquitination. The coding region runs from base 45 to 2324 and encodes 759 amino acids. Gene Ontology annotation, molecular function: ubiquitin-protein transferase activity. NCBI's taxonomy places the organism in Eukaryota, Viridiplantae, Streptophyta, Magnoliopsida, Malvales, Malvaceae. The record is from RefSeq and is a predicted model, not a curated record. Gene Ontology annotation, cellular component: nucleus; cytoplasm.
AUUGUGAUAAACCUGCAGUGGUUUUCAGUUUCUUUAACACUUGAAUGGGGGUUGCUGCCGCUCAAGUAGUGGAGAAUCCAUGCUAUCCUAAUUCCUUUAAGGUGCACCAUGUGAUGUGCACAGAACUUAGUAAGUUGGUUGAUAGAAUUAUAAAGAUAUUUCCAAAAAUUGAAGCUGCUCGACCUAGAUGCUCCUCAGGAAUUAAGGCCCUAUGCUCACUCAACAGUGCAAUUGACAAAGCAAAGUUACUUCUUCAAUACAGCAGCGAAUCCAGUAAACUCUAUCUGGCAAUAACGACACAUGCCAUAGUUUCAAGAUGUCACAAAUCGAGAAACUUGUUGGAACAAGGUUUAUGCCAAAUUCAGAGUAUGGUUCCCGUUAUGCUUGCUGUUGAGAUCACUCAAAUUGUUGAUGAUCUUCAAGCUGCAAAAUUUAUCCCUGAUGAAUUUGAAAAAGAGGCCGGGAAGGUUGUAAGAGAAUUGCUCCAGAGGGGAGCUACAGCAUCAGAUUCAAUGGAGCACGCCGAAAUUAGAGCUUUUCAAACAGCAGCGUCACAACUUCAUCUUACAUCUUUAAUAGCCAUCUUAAUAGAGAAAAGAUCUAUUAAGAAGUUGCUGGAAAAAGUUGGUGACUCCGACCAACAAAAGAAAAAGAUCUUAAGAUAUCUUUUGUAUCUGUUGAGGAAGUAUGCGAAUCAGAUUAUUGAAGAGCAAACAGACUACACAACUGAUCGGAAUGAAGGAGCAUUUGCAAGUAAUGACCCCAGUACUGAUUCUAUGCACGUUCACACUUUUAACGUGGAAUCUUGCAUGGAGCAUAAGCAGUAUGACGCUCAAGCUGAUAAGUUAAGCACUGCUACUCUUCCCGAGGAGUUUAAAUGCCCCAUAUCUUCAAGAUUGAUAUAUGAUCCCGUUAUCAUUGCUUCUGGACAAACAUUUGAAAGGAUUUGGAUCCGGAAGUGGUUCGAUGAUGGUAACGAUAUGUGCCCAAAAACGGGGAUGAAACUAGAGAAUCUGUCACUAACUCAAAAUGCUACCAUGAAGGAUAUGAUAUCAAAAUGGUGCAUGAAGUAUGGAAUCACCAUUCAGGACCCAAGCAUGCAACCUGAUGUGCUUCACUUGUUGGAAACUUCUUCCACUUCCGUAGCUAGUUUUGGCAGUUAUAUAAAUGAUUUGCGCUUUCCAUUGGACAUCAGCAAUAUAUCACUUGGAUCUUUAGAUUCUAGUUAUACUUCGGAUGGAUCGCGGAACAAGAAUGGAGAUGGCUUAAGUUUGGCACCAGAUCAGAACUGUGAUUAUCUUUGCCGAUAUCGUACUCCCAGCAACACAAGUAAGAUGGAUUUGGAGUCUCUAUCCAGCCUUGCAGAGCUUGAUUGGGAAUCACAAUAUAAGAUUGUUGAAGAUUUGAAAAAUCAUUUGGAAUCUGACGAUCUAGCUUGUUUUUCUAUGUCAUCCGAGAAUUUCAUUGAGCCUCUAAUUAAAUUUUUGAGCACUGGUCAUGAUUUACAUGAUAUAAUAGCAUCGAAAGGUGGAUUUCAGUUGUUAUCAACAUUUCUUAACAAAUACAGGAGUGGCAUAAGAUACCUAAAUGAAGAUGUGUAUAGUCUGUUGUCAAUUUUCCUCGACUCUGAAGUAACUGAUGAGGUUUUCGACAUCAUGGAAGUAUUAUCUUGCCAAAGCAGUUGUAGAUCUAAGAUUGCUGCAUCUGGUGCCGUUGUUUCCAUUUUAAAUAUUCUUGACUCAAAGAAUAUAGUUUUCAGAGAAAGAGCCAUUAAAAUUUUGUGCAAUUUGUCAUCGAGCACCGAUGUUUGUUCCAUGGUGCGUUUGGACUGCAUCUCGAAAUUUGUUUCAUUCUUGCAAGGCACCACCCUCGCAGGGCACUGUCUAUUGGUAUUGAGAAAUUUGUGCCGUAACGAAGAGGCUAGGGCUUCUAUUGCUCAAACUUCUGGAUGCAUUGGUUUUUUAGUCAUAUUACUCGAGACUAGCAGUCACGAGGAUCAAGAGCAUGUGUUGGAUAUCCUCCUUUCGUUGUGCUCACAAUGUGCCGAGUAUUGUCGCUUAGUAAUGGAUGAGAGUGAUAUAUUCACUGCCCUUUUUGAUGUAUCUGUUAACGGGAGUGAAAAGGGGAAAGCAAGUGCAUUGGAAUUGCUACGACUCCUUAGAGUUACCAACUACGAUGACAAGCAACAAGAAUGCUUUCAAUCCGACAAUGUCAUAUCCGAAGAUGCUAACCAGUAUGCCAAAGGCAAGAAGUCUCGCAAGACAUUGUUUGGAGUGAAACUUCCAACAUUCACAAAAUCCAUUCCGACAAAAAAGAAGAAAUGAAACCUUCUUUUUGCUCUGGAUUGACAUCGUGGCGACAAUAUCAUCAUACGGUAACUAAAUG